Molecule: messenger RNA, 1687 nt
Organism: Drosophila albomicans
Lineage: Eukaryota; Metazoa; Arthropoda; Insecta; Diptera; Drosophilidae
Gene: CSN3
Product: COP9 signalosome complex subunit 3
Exons: 8
Coding region: 147-1487 (446 amino acids)
Biological process (GO): ubiquitin-dependent protein catabolic process
Cellular component (GO): COP9 signalosome
Source: RefSeq, a predicted model, not a curated record
GCUAAUAACGUCGAACGGUCACACUGUGAACAGGAAAAACGCAAACGCGUAUAAAAGAUUUUAUAUUUUAUUUAAUUUAUUAGUUCUUAGCGAUAAAAUAUUGAAUAUACCGCUGUAGUCUCGGACUCUUAAACACAUUUGCAACAAUGGGCAGCGCACUAGAAAACUAUGUGAAUCAGGUGCGCACACUAAGUGCUGCAGGCAGCUAUCGAGAGCUGGCCGAUGAGUUGCCCGAAUCGCUGUCGCUGCUCGUGCGCAACUGGAGCAUAUUGGACAAUGUGCUCGAAACGCUGGACAUGCAACAGCACACACUCGGCGUUCUCUAUGUGCUGCUUGGCAAGCUGCAUAGUGUCGCCUCCUCGAAUCCGGAACCGACGCAAAUCAUACAACUGAUGCGCGACUUUGUGCAACGCAGCAAUGCCGAGCAGUUGCGCUUUGCCGUCUGCCCAUUUUAUGAGACGUGCCAUUUGUUUACGGACUUUCUGGUGCAAAAGAACCUAAGCAUUUUGGGCAUCAAGGUGCUAUCGCGAGCCAUUGAGCAAAUCAGACAAUUGGACACACAAUUAACGCCCAUACACGCCGAUCUCUGCCAGCUUAGCCUCAAAGCGAAACACUUUAACGUGGUGCUGCCAUUUUUGGAUACGGACAUCACAGACAUCUCCACCGUUGCCGCCGAAUGCAAAAAUCAACAGCAACAGCAGCCUCAACAUACGCUGGAUGCCAACAAUGAUGCAAAGUACUUUUUGCUGUACUAUUAUUAUGGCGGCAUGAUCUAUACGGCGGUUAAAAACUAUGAGCGUGCUUUGUACUUCUUUGAGGUGUGCAUCACCACGCCCGCCAUGGCCAUGUCUCACAUUAUGCUGGAGGCAUACAAAAAGUUUCUCAUGGUUUCACUCAUUGUCGAGGGCAAGAUUGCGUAUAUACCAAAGAACGCACAAGUUAUUGGGCGCUUCAUGAAGCCGCUGGCAAAUCAUUAUCAUGACCUGGUCAAUGUGUAUGACAAUUCGUCCAGCGAGGAGCUGCGCAUCCUUAUACUCAAAUACAGUGAAGCAUUUACGCGUGAUAAUAACAUGGGACUGGCCAAACAGGUGGCCACAUCGCUCUACAAGCGCAACAUACAGCGACUGACGAAAACAUUUCUCACGCUCUCGCUCAGCGAUGUCGCCAGUCGUGUCCAGCUGCCCAGUGCCGCUGAAGCGGAACGCUACAUCCUCAAUAUGAUCAAAUCGGGUGAGAUCUUUGCCAGUAUUAAUCAAAAGGAUGGCAUGGUGCUGUUCAAGGAUGAUCCAGAGCAAUACAACUUACCGGACAUGUUCCUCAAUGUGCAAACGAACAUAACGCAAGUGCUCGAUUUGGUUAAACAGAUCAACAAAAUGGAGGAGGAGAUCAUAUUGAAUCCCAUGUAUGUGAAAAAGGCGCUAGGCAGUCAGGACGAUGACUUGGCGUCACAGCACCCCAAGACCUAUUCAGGUGAUCCGACGGAUUGAUGCGCCCACUCCGCACUCAUCAUGAUGCUGCAAGGGCGCCGCAAGCAGGCAACAACAACAGGCAAGAACACCACAAACAACAUCAACAGCAGCAGGCAGAAAACGUAACACAACUGAAGAGAGAACGGAAAGAACGCGCCUAAUUGCAAAUUUAUAGAUGAACAUGCUAUUUUAAAUAAACCUAUGUAUAAAUCAAUGAA